Panicum hallii is the source of this 1063-nucleotide messenger RNA. Its product is annotated as glutathione S-transferase T3-like. Bases 415 to 987 code for a protein of 190 amino acids. The record is from RefSeq and is a predicted model, not a curated record. The transcript is spliced from 4 exons. Lineage: Eukaryota; Viridiplantae; Streptophyta; Magnoliopsida; Poales; Poaceae.
UGUUCACGCCUCCAACAAUUACCCCAACGUGCCCCCCAAAACCCGCAGCGCCCCCCGCAGCCACCCAUUUGUACGAGUGUUUCUCUCUCCCCCAUCGGUCGAAGCCAACGGUCUUCCUCUGCUCAUCUUCCUCUACUCGUCUUCCCCCACGGUACUCUCUCUCGCUCGUCUUCCCCCUCUCCGCCAGCACUGGAUUCAGCGGCGGUGCACUCUCUACUUCCUUCCUCCGCACUUGCGCCCUUCCCCGGUGUACUGCGCCCAUGCAUUUUUGUGGCCUGUAGGCACCGCAUCGAGCCUGUAUAUCGGCAGGAGGUCGGAGGUCGACGGCGACGGCACGGUUUGCAAGCUCCGGAGGCCAAGCCCUACUAGGGGAGGUUCUUCGUCGGGUCCAGAAGCACCCCCACCCGAAUUGUCAUGGAAUCAAUCUGGAAUGAAUUUAGUUCCCAGGGGCAGGACAAUGGUCAAAUAAAUUACACACCCACCAUUGACCUCACUGCUAUGAAUGGCACCCCGCUUGAUGUGCCUUCGAAUGACCAGGAGGCAGAGGCCGCAAGUAUGCUGGCUCCUGGUGGAAAAAAGAAGGGUACUACCUCGAGGUCCAAGAAUUUUGCUCAAGAUGAAGACGAGGCACUCUGCUCUGCCUACCUAAACGUGUCAAAGGAUGUUGCAGUUGGGGUGAACCAAACUUACAAGUCAUAUUGGACAAGGAUAAGUGAGUACUACAAUGAAGUUACUAGGAAUCCUACUGUGAGGUCUCUCAGUUCUCUGCAACACAGAUGGGGAGACAUCCAAAAAGAUACCGCCCGCUUCUGUGGUUUCUAUAGUGACAUUGUUAGGUGCAAUCAGAGUGGGAAAAGUGAAGAUGACAAGGUGAAGGACGCUCUGCAAAUGUACGCCGGUAUCGUUGGAAACCCAUUCAAGUUGAUUCAUUGCUGGUUAAUUCUUCGCCAUUCAAACAAAUGGAAUGAUUGGUUAGCGAAGGAGUGACAGAAAGGCACCAAGAAGGCUAGUGUCCAAGAUGUGUCUCAAGGUUCUCCGGGUGCUAGUGUUCAAGAUGGGACUG